AUGAAGAAAGGAAGGAGGGAUCCAGAAGCAAAAGGAGGAGAGAGGGAAGAAGAGGAGGAGCAGCCCGAAAUGAAAAGAUGUAAGACGGCAAAAAGAAGGAAGAAUAUCAAAAAUGAAAAUGCGAGAAAAAUGGAGGAGGAAGAGGAGGAAGCUGAGGUCAGAAAUGCCAAGAGGAAAAAGAAACAUGCCAAAAGAGAGAAAGGAGAGAGAGAAGAGAGAGAAGAGGACGGAGGUAAACGGAGAGUGAAGGAGAAAGCUCGAGAAGGGAGGAGGAGAACGCACACGAGAGUAGAAACAAGUUCCGAGCCGGAGACGAGUGAGGAAGACGAGUUGGAAGAGGAGAGCGAGGAGAGCGAGGUGCGGCCGGAGAGUCUGUCUCCGGAGGAGCUGGAGAUGCUGAAGGAAGCCGUGUACGAGAGGAAGAAGCUGGUCCAGGGCCUGAGGGGGAAACCCUGGCCCAUGAAGGAGAAACUCGUCACGUUACGGGAGUCUCAGGAGUUUGUGGAGAAAUAUGAGGGAGCUUUGGGGAAAGGGAAAGGCAGGAAGAUCUACGCCUACAAAGUCAUGAUGUCCAAGAAAUGGAUGAAGUUUCAACGGGACUUUGAAAACUUCAAAACUGCCUGCAUCCCAUGGGAGAUGAAAAUCAAGGAGAUUGAAAGUCAUUUUGGCUCCUCGGUUGCUUCUUACUUUAUCUUCCUGAGGUGGAUGUACGGCAUCAACAUGAUCUUAUUUUGUCUGACGUUUGGCCUCGUUAUGGUCCCAGAGGCGUUAAUGGGGCGGCCCUACGGCACCAUCCCAAGAAAGACCGUCCCCAGGGCUGAGGCGGCCAGUGCCAUGGACUUUGCUGUCUUGUGGGACUUUGGAGGUUAUGCUCAGUAUUCAGUCCUCUUCUACGGUUACUACAACAACCAGCGUGCUAUUGGCUGGCUCAAGUUCCGUAUGCCGCUGUCAUACUUCCUGGUUGGUGUGGGAACGGUGGCCUACAGCUACAUGGUGGUCAUAAGAACGAUGGCACGUAACGCAAAUGAAUCGGGGGUCGGUGACGAUAACAGCUUUAAUUUUAGCUGGAAGAUGUUCACCAGCUGGGACUACCUGAUAGGAAACCCUGAGACUGCAGACAAUAAGUUUGCCUCCAUCACUACCAGCUUUAAGGAGGCGAUCUUAGAGGAGCAGGAGAGCUGUAAGGACGACAACAUUCAUCUGACUCGUUUUCUACGCGUGCUGGCCAACUUCCUGGUCUUGUGCUGCCUGGCGGGAAGUGGAUACCUCAUCUACUUUGUAGUGCGUCGCUCUCAGAAGUUCGCCCUCGAAGGACUGGAGACUCACACCUGGUGGGAAAGGAAUGAGGUGAACAUGGUCAUGUCGUUACUGGGGAUGUUCUGCCCCAUGCUGUUCGACGUCAUCAGCGCGCUGGAGAACUACCACCCCCGAGUCGCCCUGCAGUGGCAGCUGGGACGCAUCUUCGCCCUCUUCCUCGGGAACCUCUACACCUUCAUCAUCGCACUCAUGGACGAGAUCAACCUCAAAAGGGAAGAGGAGAAGAUCAUAAAGUUUAAUAUCACCAUGUGGGAAGCCAGUCUUUACAAUGCGACAGGAUCAGAAAACAGCACAGCUCUCCCCGUCACUUUCCAUCCAGCUGAUGUUCCCAGAGGGCCGUGCUGGGAGACCAUGGUGGGCCAGGAGUUUGUCCGGCUGAUCAUUUCUGACACCAUGACUACGUACAUCACGCUGCUGAUCGGCGACUUCUUGCGAGCCGUGCUCGUUCGUUUUCUCAACUACUGCUGGUGUUGGGACCUGGAGGCCGGGUUUCCGUCGUACUCCGAGUUUGACGUCAGCGGGAACGUUUUGGGUCUAAUCUUCAACCAAGGAAUGAUAUGGAUGGGAGCUUUCUACGCCCCGUGCCUGCCGGCGCUGAACGUCCUGCGGCUCCACGUGUCCAUGUACCUGCAGUGCUGGGCCGUGAUGUGCUGCAACGUGCCCCAGGAACGCGUCUUCAAGGCCUCCGGCUCCAACAACUUCUACAUGGCCAUGUUGCUGGUCAUCCUCUUCCUUUCCACGCUGCCGGCCAUCUACACCAUCGUCACCAUCCCACCUUCCUUCGACUGCGGACCCUUCAGUGGGAAGAAACGUAUGUUUGAUGUGAUCCAGGAGACUCUUGAGUCAGACUUCCCUGCCUGGUUUAGUAAAGUGUUCAGCUAUGCCUCUAACCCCGGACUGGUGCUACCCUUCAUAUUGCUCAUGGUACUGGCCAUUUAUUACUUGCAAUCCACAUCCAAAAGCUACAAAGAAGCUAACGUGGACCUGAAGAAAAAACUACAGACGCAAAAUGAGGAGAACAAGAGGAAGAACAAACUGGCGGCGCUGAAGGCCCAGACGGACCUGGAGGAGGCCAGAGCUGCGACGCAGACGGCCGAGCAGAAGAACAACAACGCUUCACUACAACACCAACACGCAGAGGAGGAAGAAGACCUCGGCAGUAGUCAGAGGAAGAACGGACGCCCUCCUCCUUCAGUUAGACACCAAGAUGGCCGGCCUCCGGCCACCAGAGCCCCCGCCCCCAGGACCCUUCACCCUGACACCCACAGGUCUCUGGGGUACCUGCCUGGGGGCGGGUUCCCUCAGCAACGGGAACCCAGAAUGCACCGGGUCCCGAGCCUGCAGAGACACUGAGGGACGGAAAAACAGGACGUUAGCAGAUGUCAAUCAAAACAAGCACUUUAAGGAGAAUUUCCAUUGUUAGUCAGUUAUUUUGCUUUUUAAACUGUGUAUUCUGUUGGUAUUUUGAAUUAGUAGCCUGGUUGUUUCUUUGUUUACUAAAUAAACGUUAACAAGG
Sander lucioperca (pikeperch) is the source of this 2833-nucleotide messenger RNA. It is a transcript of the gene tmc1, whose product is annotated as transmembrane channel-like 1. Gene Ontology annotation, biological process: vestibular reflex; detection of mechanical stimulus involved in sensory perception of sound. Gene Ontology annotation, cellular component: plasma membrane. The record is from RefSeq and is a predicted model, not a curated record. The transcript has 18 exons. The coding region runs from base 1 to 2670 and encodes 889 amino acids. Gene Ontology annotation, molecular function: mechanosensitive monoatomic ion channel activity. NCBI's taxonomy places the organism in Eukaryota, Metazoa, Chordata, Actinopteri, Perciformes, Percidae.